UACCCGCCAGUCUCCCACCAGAAGAAGAUAUCUCCGACUUCGUUGUUUUGUACCCUCACUUUACUUACUAUUCUUCACAAAAACGGGGUUAAACGCGGAGUCCUAACAUUUUGCAUGACGUAGUUGUGCAUAAAGACAUUUUUGUUUGGUUUUAUAAACAGCGAUGUUCCAUGUGCGUGUCUUGCUAACCUGAAAGGCAACAUUUUGCGCCAUCGUCGUGUCUUGCUUUGUGCAGGACAGUGCUAGCCCUCCCUGUGUAUGAAUGCCUUCAUGGGAAUACUAUAGGUAAAGCCAGUAUUGACUUUGCUUGAGCACGAUGGCGACCCAGAGAGCGCUUCCUCAGAGUAAAGAAAGUCUGCUGCAGAACUACAACAAGAGGCUAAAAGAUGACAUCAGGUCCAUCCUGGACAACUUCACCGAAAUCAUCAAAACUGCCAAGAUAGAAGACGAGACACAGGUUUCCCGAGCAACUCAAGCAGAGCAAGACCAUUAUGAGAUGCACGUACGAGCAGCGAAUAUUGUUCGCGCGGGUGAGUCGUUGAUGAAGCUGGUGUCGGAUCUGAAGCAGUUCCUCAUCCUGAACGACUUCCCCUCGGUCAACGACGCCAUCAGCCUGCAGAACCAGCAGUUGCGCUCGCUGCAGGAAGAGUGCGACAAGAAGCUGACCUCCCUGCGCGAUGAGAUCGCCAUCGACCUGUACGAACUCGAGGAAGAAUAUUACUCCUCCAGGUACAAGUAGACUCGUUCUCGACACCCCCACCCACCACUGUCCUGCGCUCACCACUCUCCACUAAGCCCCAGAAGCAAUCAUCAUCUUCAUCAUCAUCAUCCAGUUGUAGCUAUGUGUGAGUGGUGGAUACACAUGAAACCAUAUAGUUGCCUUCCCUAAAAUAAUCUAGUGCCUUACAUUCUACUGCUGUUUCAAAUGAGUAUGGUUGACAUUUAAGAAGACAUUGAACAAAAUAUCAGAAGGGUUAAAGCAGUUCUUAAAUUAUGAGGGGGAAAAAAGCACAUUUAAAUAUUAUGAUUGCCGUAGAUUAGCUGUGUUUCACAACCCUUGAGCCAAGGCAGAUAUUUUAACUGGUAAAAGAGUAAGGAAUUGUACCGCCUGUCGUUGACAUAGAGAGAUGAACAAAAAUACAUUAUUUGUAGUAAAUAAAUUAUUUUUUUGAAAAUAAAAUAGGACAAAAUGUGAAAUUGGCUCAUUUGGCGCAGCACACCUCUCUCAAAGUAAUGUGCCAUAGGAUGGUUGGGAAUCUCUGGAUUAAGGCACCAGGAGAAUUUUUGAAAAGAAAAGAAGCGCUUUUUCUGAACAAAAGUAUAUAUAACAGCAGCACACUCGCUUGCCACUUUAUUAGGUGCAGUUUUGUCUUUUACAUGUUUUUUUUGGGGGGUGACUGUUGCUUUAAGGUGAAAUUCUAAAGUCACUGGUCGGAUAGACAUUUUUGUGUUGUGAAUGUAUUUCCCUCUAAAUAUUGGUUUCCAUCAUCGUGUGAUGUACUAAAACACGGUCAAUCUUACAUGGUUGAACAUGUGUGCUAGUUGUGCGCAAAGAUCAUAAUAAUGAUUAAGAAAUAAAGUAGAGAGGAAAACUGCAA
Molecule: messenger RNA, 1598 nt
Organism: Syngnathus acus (greater pipefish)
Lineage: Eukaryota; Metazoa; Chordata; Actinopteri; Syngnathiformes; Syngnathidae
Gene: med22
Product: mediator complex subunit 22
Exons: 3
Coding region: 317-739 (140 amino acids)
Biological process (GO): regulation of transcription by RNA polymerase II
Cellular component (GO): mediator complex
Molecular function (GO): transcription coregulator activity
Source: RefSeq, a predicted model, not a curated record